Molecule: messenger RNA, 622 nt
Organism: Colius striatus (speckled mousebird)
Lineage: Eukaryota; Metazoa; Chordata; Aves; Coliiformes; Coliidae
Gene: NDUFA13
Product: NADH:ubiquinone oxidoreductase subunit A13
Exons: 5
Coding region: 45-479 (144 amino acids)
Source: RefSeq, a predicted model, not a curated record
CUUCCUCCGGGCGCAGCGGAAGUUCGUCGCUGGCGGCCGCCGUGAUGGCGGCGCCGAAGGUGAAGCAGGACAUGGCCCCUCCGGGCGGCUACGGCCCCAUCGACUACAAACGGCACCUCCCGCGCCGAGGCUUCUCAGGGUACAGCCUGUUCGCGCUGGGCAUCGGCAGCCUCUUGGUGGGCUACUACACCCUCAUCAAGUGGAACCGGGAGCGCAGGCGGCUGCUCAUCGAGGAGCUGGAGUCCCGGAUCGCUCUGAUGCCGCUGCUGCAGGCGGAGUCAGACCGAAGGACCCUUCGGCUGCUGCGGCAGAACCUGGACGAGGAGGCCAAGAUCAUGAAGGAUGUUCCUGGCUGGAAGGUGGGUGAGUCCCUGUUCCACACCGACCGCUGGGUCCCCCCAACUCUGGAGGAACUCUACUACCUGCGACCCACUGCUGAGCUGGAGAACGAGCAGUUUGGGCUGCAGUUCUAUGUCUGAGCCCACCCUGGUGCUGCCCAGGCUACUGGUGGCUACUGGUGGCCCCAGGGCUGUGCCCAACGUUUGGGGUGGGGGUUGGUGAUUGCCUUGUGUCACCCGUUCCUGUGUCUGCUAUUAAAACCAGGUGGAUCCGUGGUGAAGGA